CAGCCGGUUGAGCUGCUUUCUCGCGCACCCUGUUUCACACCAGCAACACAACACAUUUCUGUCCAUUAGAGUAGGUCUACACCAGCACAUUAUUUUGAUUUGUUUUAUUCAUUAUUUCUGAUAAAUUAUAUUAAUAAUGUCAUUGAAUUCACUUAUGUCGUCGUCUCAACGUGCAGCUUCUACGCAACCAGUUUCUUUCUGCUUCCUUCUCUGCUUUUUGUCGCAUUGGAUUUAAAGGCAAAGCAGAGUUGAACAUAAAUCUGAGUUUAGACCCCAAGUGAUACAUGGUUGCUGCCUUACACACGGUAGCUGUAUGGUCCAUCGGAAAGGCAUGACUUUCGGUGACUCGACAGUGUCCUAGGCUGAAUUUAAGAUCGACACAUCCCGGAUAGGAAACCGUCGCACAGUCGGGGACCAAGCUGGAACUCGUCCCCCUGUCCGGCUGAUCAGAGACAGCUGGGAGCCUCACAAAACAGAGGGACACAGUGAAGGACACAGGGGUCGCCUGUCCAGAUAACCCGCCCUUGCUGGAUCAUGGGUAACCAACAUGGCAAAGACGGCCACAGCACUACAGGCUCUCCCCUAGAUUUCUUCCACACGCCUCCCACCACACCCUCAGAUUCCGAUCUGUCUGCCAUGGCCUUGUCCUCUACAGCCGCCUCUAAUAAGGCACAGACGCCGUCACCAGCCGGCAGCAGCACCACCCCCUCCUCCACUUCUCCAAUUGCAGACUGGACACAGAAGCUGGCUGCUCCCUCAGAAUGGGCCGUUAUAAGCGAGGACAGCAUCACCAGCUCAGAAGCGGCCGUGAGCAAUGCAGAAGUGAGGCACACGAAGGCAGAGCUCAGCCCGGGCAGCCCCUCGUCUCUGCAUUCGUCCAGAGCAUCGCCAUCAGGGCAGAGCUGGCAGGAUCAGGACAGCGGAGUGGAGCCGCAGGCUGCAGUAGAGAGAGCUGGAGAAGAGAUGACCCUGGUUUUACUCAGUCUGAUGGAGCACUAUAGAGUCUCUCUAGGCCUGAGCACCAACACUGAUGUAACCACAGGAGCAGUAGAGCUGCUCAGGCGCCUGAUAUCAGAAAAGGAUGACCUGGUUGAUGAGGUGGACGCACUGAGAGAGACACUCAGGACAGAGAGGCUGGAGUGGCGUCAGUUCCAGAGUGACCUGCAGGUAGCAGUGUCUGUGGCCGACCGGCUGCGUGCUGAGUCGGAGCAGGCCAUGGAAUUGCUUCAGGAAAGCCACAGGGCUGUGAAGGAGCAGCUGGAUCAGGCCCUCAGCAGACAGCAGGAAAAGGAGCAAGAGCUGGAGAUUCUGAGAGCUGAGCAGAGAGACGUUCGCCUCAAACUGACUGAACUCUCAAAGCAGCAGCAACAGGAGUGGGCCGAGCUUAAAGCCCUGAGGAACACCAGCAGAGUGAAAGAUGUGGCAAACUGUGACAAACAGGCUGAAAGACAAGACUCUGAUGAGGGGCAGGGGGGGGAAAUACAAAAAGUAAAAGAGGAAAAUCGCAGGGGAGAUAAAGACGAGGUGGAAGCUAAAAACAUUGAAAAGAAAGAGGAGAACGGAACAGAUAAAGAGUUGGAUGCUAAAGUUGUUGAUCAAGAUCUUGAGGAGGCAAACGAAUCAGGGAGCGAGCUGCUGAAAGGGAAAGGAGUUGCGGAGGGAUACCUUCGCAGUUUGGCUGUGCAGGAAAAGAGGAAAGACGAGGGACGUGGGCAGAAGGAUCCAAGGAGGAUUGUUAUGUUGUCUGAAAGAUCUUGGAGUCUCUCUCGUCUCCCGCUCCCAUGUGACCCUUCCAGUGAAAAUGGGACCCCCAAAAAGACAAGCUCAACAUUGCCUCUAUCCAAGAAAGAAGAGCUUCCGAACCGAAGAAGGAUGGACCGUGUUUUUCAUAGGCAGGACAGCUGGUCCAGCUUUUACACAGGAAAACAGGAUGAGGACCAAAGCUCAGAUUCUACCAGACCUCAGGAUGGUUUCAGCGCUCUGUUGAGGCGUUAUGGCGGCUCCAGAAGAAACUCCCUGCUGCGCUGGUGCCAGAGUCGUACCCAGGGUUAUAAGAAUAUUGAGAUCACAAACUUCAGCAGCAGCUGGGAGGACGGCUUGGCGUUCUGUGCAGUUUAUCACACGUUUUUACCAAAUCGCAUCCCGUAUGACACCCUCAACCUGGUGGACAAGAAAGAAAAUCUCGACCUGGCUUUUAAGACAGGAGAGAGUGUAGGAAUCACAGCUACACUGACAGUUGAGGAGAUGCUGAAAUCGGACGGGCCAGACUGGCAGAAGGUCCUGGGUUAUGUUGAAAACAUUUUCCGCCACUUUGAGAUGAUUGUUUUCUGACGCCCAGAUGGAAGAAACUGCACCUUGUAGUCAUCUUAUUGUCUACAUACCAUCUGUUCAGAUCCAAAAAGCUGCUGGGUAAUAAGGUACAAGACACAAGAAGAAUCAGCACAAGUACAGAAUAUGAGUUCCUUUCACAUUUGUUACAAGGUGCAGGGUGCACUGGUUUUGCACUGUUUGCCUUCUUUUUAAUAAAUAAGGAGCACUUUAGGAACAUGUUUGUUUUUGUAUAGAUGUUUAAGAAUAUGGGGCACUUUAUUUGUCUUUACUUACCGUGCAAGUUUUAUCAUGAACCUCUUCUGCUAUGAUGUCUGCAUGCACCUUAACUUAAAGCCCACUGAACAAAGGAUGGAGAGAGGCCUGAUCCCAGAUUUUAUAUAUGAGACUAGGGAUCUUUUAACUUUAUAUUUUGCUGCACCUGUCUAAGGAAGAUAAAAUCAUUACAGAAAUGUAUAUAUGUACAUGUGUUAGCGCUUCAGAUUUUUUUUUAAAACAUUGUAAACAUAUGAGUAUGUUGUUGCUAAAGCCUUAUUGCAAUAAUAAAGUUAUGUAUAUAUGCAA
Messenger RNA from Labrus mixtus (cuckoo wrasse), 2892 nucleotides. Its product is annotated as cytospin-A-like. Bases 535 to 2331 code for a protein of 598 amino acids. The transcript is spliced from 13 exons. The record is from RefSeq and is a predicted model, not a curated record. Gene Ontology annotation, molecular function: protein binding. NCBI's taxonomy places the organism in Eukaryota, Metazoa, Chordata, Actinopteri, Labriformes, Labridae.